Molecule: messenger RNA, 4926 nt
Organism: Acanthochromis polyacanthus (spiny chromis)
Lineage: Eukaryota; Metazoa; Chordata; Actinopteri; Pomacentridae
Gene: adam17b
Product: ADAM metallopeptidase domain 17b
Exons: 18
Coding region: 253-2778 (841 amino acids)
Biological process (GO): membrane protein ectodomain proteolysis; Notch signaling pathway
Cellular component (GO): plasma membrane
Molecular function (GO): metalloendopeptidase activity
Source: RefSeq, a predicted model, not a curated record
UCGGAGACUCUCGGUCUUCCUGGUUUUACGGGCUGGAGGUGUUUUUUUCCCUUCUUCUGGUUGUCUCUAAACAAAACAAAGACUUCAGCUGGAAGAGAUUUACCUCAUUCCUCCAGAAAUGUGUCUUGAAUCUGAACUUUGUGUCUGAAACUGCGUCAAAGUGUUGAAUCUGAUGUGUGGAGACUUCGGAAUCCGAAACAAGCAGCGACGUCUUUCUUCCAUUCAGUCUGCUGUCAGUCCAACCCGUCCAGCAUGAGACUCACUUUUUUAGCCGUUUUUAUCGCUUUAACGGAGGCAGCCAUCUCUCCGCCUUCAGACCUGGCAGGACAAGACUUCACCUCCCUCAGGUCGAUGCUGGACGACUUCGACGUGCUUCCUCUCGCCAGCCUGCAGACUCACUCCGUCCGCCGCCGCGACGUCCAAACUCAAACUCACGUGGAGAAACUGCUCACCUUCAGCGCUCUGCAGAGGCACUUCAGACUGUACCUGAGGACCAACGACGAGCUCUUCACUGAGGACUUCAGGGCCACGAUUGUGGACGAGGACGGCCGAGAGCGAAGCUACCCGGUCAACAGACACAACUACUUCACCGGACACGUCAUCGGAGAGGAAAACUCUCGUGUUCAGGCUCACAUAGAUGACCACGAGUUCUCAGCACACAUCCUGACUGAUGAGGCGGAGUACAACAUCGAGCCGCUGUGGAGGUUCAUGUCGGCGCCCCCUGAUGGGCGUCUCCUGAUCUACCGCUCAGAGGACAUCAGGAACAUCAGCCGACUGCAGCAGCCUUCAGUCUGCGGCUAUGUGACCUCCGACCCCAACCACCUCCUCCCUGACAGUGUCAGAGCAGCCAUGUUGGCCGACCAGGAGGAAGAAGAGUCUUUGCUCAGGGAGAAACGUCAGGUCCACGACCACAAGAAGAACACCUGCCCUCUGCUGCUGGUGGCCGACCAUCGCUUCUUCAAACACAUGGGCCGAGAAGAGGAGAGCACCACCCUCAACUACCUGAUUGAACUGAUCGAUCGUGUGGAUGACAUCUACAGAAACACGUCGUGGGACGAUGAGUUCAGUGGUUAUGGCGUUCAGAUCCAGCAGAUCAUCAUAGAGAAGAGUUCGACUGCUGUAGCUCCAGGAAAAAGUCACUUUAACAUGAAAGGAAGUCCAGUGAAGGGCAGAGACGUCUGGGAUGUCAAGAAGCUGCUGGAGCAGUUCAGUAUCGACAUUGCAGAGAAAGCCUCCAACGUCUGCCUGGCUCACCUCUUCACCUAUCAGGACUUUGAUGAAGGCACUCUGGGUCUGGCCUACGUCGCCCCGUCCAAACCCGACAUCCCCGGAGGCCUCUGCUCCAAAGCUUGUCCUUCAUCUACAAAUGAACACAGAUCGAUCUACCUCAACACAGGCCUCACCAGUACCAAGAACUACGGGAAGACAAUCCUGACUAAGGAAGCAGACCUGGUGACGACUCAUGAGCUCGGCCAUAACUUCGGAGCGGAGCACGAUCCAGACAACAUCCCGUACUGCGCACCACGAGAGGACCACGGGGGCAAAUACGUCAUGUACCCCAUCGCCGUGAGCGGAGACCACGUCAACAACAAGCUGUUCUCCAACUGCAGUAAGCGUUCCAUAGUGAAGCGUCUGAGGUCGAAGGCUCCGUCCUGCUUCAAAGAGAGAAACACCAAUGUUUGUGGGAACUCUCGAGUGGAGCAGGGGGAGGAGUGUGAUCCAGGACUACUGCACAUCAACUCAGACCAAUGCUGCACCGCAGACUGUAAGCUGACAGCUGGAUCUCAGUGCAGUGACAGGAACAGUGCGUGCUGUAAAAACUGCAGGUUCGAAUCUGAAGGUGAAGUCUGUCAGGAGCCCAUAGACGCCACCUGUAAAGGACACUCCUACUGCACAGGACACAGCAGCGAGUGUCCUCCUCCAGAAAACGCUCCAGAUAAAACGGUGUGUUUGGACAGUGGAGAGUGCAUGAAUGGAGAAUGUAUUCCUUUCUGUCAGGCCAUCUUAAAACUGCAGCCCUGCGCCUGCAACGAAACAAACUCAUCGUGUAAAGUCUGCUGUCGGAGCAGCAGCGGCGUCUGUGCCCCCUACCAGGACCAAACAGGCGACUUCCUGUACCUGCGGAAAGGAAAACCCUGCACCGUGGGCUUCUGUGACGGAGCAGGGAAGUGCAUGAAGCAGGUGCAGGACGUAGUGGAACGUCUGUGGGACUUCAUCGACAAACUGGACAUCAACACGUUUGGCAAGUUUCUAGCCGAUAACAUCGUGGGCUCAGUGGUGGCCUUCUCUCUGCUCUUCUGGGUUCCUUUCAGCAUCCUGGUGCACUGUGUGGAUAAGAAGCUGGACAGACAAUAUGAACAGACCACCAAGUCUCUCUUCUUCCCCAGUAAUGCCGAGCUCCUGAGCAGCCUGGAGUCGGCGUCUGUUCGAAUCUUCAAACCUCCAACCUUCCCCACUGCCCCCACCGCCCCCCUACGCUUCCAGCCCGGUGGCCCCCAGCAGACCAGCACCCCUCCGGUCCCCAGCCCCGACCCCGUCCCUGGCCACACCCCCCCACCUCUGGACAGCCCCCGCAUGGCCACCAUCCACGAGGACCCCAGCUUCGACUCCCACCUGGACGAGGAGGCCCUGGAGGAGGCGUUUGGGCGGCCGGUGGGGGCGGCUCGGCGCUCCUUCGAGGACCUGACGGAGAAAAACGUGGCGAGUCGCAGCAAGAAGGCGAAGCAGUUCAGGCUGCAGAGACAACACCAGAUCGACAGCAAAGAGACGCAGUGCUGAAAGACGUGUUCUAAACGCCGCCACACCCGCUUCCUUUAUUUAGAAUAACUCUGGUCCCACUUUAACAGCUGCUGCCAAGGCUGCAUUUGUUUUAACAAAGAUCUUCAUGAGAUAAAAUCAGGUUUAGUUCUGGUCAGUAAAAAUGUGCUGGGGUCAGAACACGUCCUUCCACUGCAGGAUCCAUCCUUUAAAUGUCUUGAGACAAUUCAGGUGAAACCAUGUGGUCUCGAGUCAUUUGCACCUCGGUACCGACACGUGUCUGUAGCAGCGACAAUCAGUAGACUUUCAUCCAAAUAAGGUCAGACUUCUGAUCUAAAAAUGUUGGUGUUAACUCCUGAACAUCCCACACUCGAUUUAGUUUGUGACCUUUAAAAGUCCUCGCUAUCGUCAGCUUCUAGAAAGCUGCAGAAACACCACUCAGGCUGCGUUCCAAAUCACAUACUUUGUGUUUUUCCUCUCACAACGUGCUACAGCUGUCCUUACAAAGUGUUUCCUGCUGCAUACGACGUGCACACAUAUCACAACAUGCUGCUUUGACAUAAUAUAGCGCCUUGAUCAUACAUCUGUUGCAGUCAAAAGAGCAAAAUGAGUUGGAAUCUAAGCUAGUUUAUACUCACAAGUCACUGUGACAUGUGAUGUAACUGUGCAGAGGGUCAGAAUGGACUGAAAAGUACUGCAACAUCUGGACAUCCUGGUGUUUUUGGCAAACCUAAUUUGACAUAAUGUGUAGUAGAACAGACUAAGUUAGAUGGAGGCAAUUGAUUGGCUGUGGCGACCCCUGAAGGGAAAAGCCGAAAGGAAAAGAAGAAGUGUAUUAGAACAGACUAAACCUUACUCAGGCAUCCUAUACAGUUAGUUAAUGCGGAAAUUGGCCCUUCAUGUGUGACAGCGGUGAAAGCGUUUACAGUUUGCUCAGCAGCAUGAAGAGCAGAUUUCCCAGAAGCCAGUUCUCAGGCUCUUCUUUCACCACUUCCUGCAGCAGAUCUGAGCUGCAGCUCAAAUGUCAUCCCACUUUAUUCAGACAGAACUCCAUCUUCUGUGUUCUAUUUGAAGCUUCAGAUAUUUCCUUUCCAGUCGUUCACAAAUGUUAAAAGAACGUCUGACGCUUCACCUUCUCCAUUGAAUACGCUUUGGUUUUUGUUUGGGAUUCAGCAAUCGUGAAGCUCGUGAUCAUUUGCAGUAAAAUCUUUUUCACCAGCGAAACUCUGAUGAGUCGAAGUGUUGCAGACAUCAAGUGUCUCAGUGGGACUCAAACAGUGUUAGUGCCUUGCUCAACCUGCUGAGGCGCAUACUUUCUAUAUGUAUUGCACAAAACAUUCUAUAUCCCUGUGAAGCCCGGUGCUCUGCUUUCUGUGUUUAAUGUCUUUUACAGGAGCCUAUUUAUACCAAUUACAGUGACAUUAGCUCUGCAAUGAUAAAUGAAUUCAUUGAUUAGCCAGCAAUUAUUCUAAAUAUGUACAGUCUUUAAGCAAAAAUGUCCUAAAAUUAAGUUUUUUGAGGAUUCUGAAAGUGAGAAUUUGGGGUUUUUUGGUCCUAAACUGAAUAUUUUGGGCCUCCUAAUGUUUUAUAGUAGAUUCUUUUAAUGUUUUAUAAACCAUUUGCAGCCAUAUUUUAUAUAUAAAAAAUUAUAAAACAAAAGGUUUUACACUUUGUGUAACAUAAUCCAAAGGCUUGAGUCGGAAAGAUUUUGCCAAAAAGGAGAGACAGCAUCUUAAUGUUGACUUACUUUGUGCACAUGAAUAGUUUCUAUCUGCAGAAAAAUGAGACUUUAAAUGAGAAAAUAUUUCCAACUAAAAAGUCCGACUGGACACAAUAAAGCUUUAAAAAAAAUCAGUCUAAAAACUGACAUUUUUACAGCUGUGUAUCUAUGUUUAGUUAUGAUAAAAAUCUGUGUUGUAUCAAAUGUUUUUUUAUGUUGUUUUCUUGCUUGAACUGAGAGACAGGCUGUUGUUAAAGUCUUUAUUUUGAAAUAUGACAAUCAGUCAACGUGCCUUCUCUUCUCCUGUGGUAUUCAAAUGCACUGCAGUCAGUAUUUUUAACGUUGUGUGUUGUUCUAUGCAGAUGAUGUCUUUGUGUUUAACAUGUUUACCUUCAGGCUCACUGUGACGUCUGUUUUUCGAUAAAAAAUAAAAUUAUUGUUGAAUAAAG